UAAAAGUUCAAAAGCGCAGAUUGCGUAACCGUUUUAUAGGGACGACUGGAAAAGCAGAAGUAAAACCGGAGGAGAAAUUUAAAUCAGCAGACUUGAAAAUUCCACUAUUUAUAUCUAACGUACAUAAAGAGACGCUAGAAAAAGAUAUCGUCGAUUAUAUUAAAAAUAGAACCAAUGAGUUAGUCACACUAGAAAAAGUGACAAUGAAAAAAGACAAAGGAUACAAUGCCUACAAGCUUUACGUGUCCAAACAAAAACUUGCAGUAUUUUUAAAUGAUAACCUUUGGCCGGACGGAAUCUCGUUUAGAAGAUUUGUGCAUUUUAAGUACAGACAGCAAGAGGCCUCAGAUAAUGUGUUAAAAAAGAAAAAAAUAGCUAAUGCAUAGUACAGCAAAAUUUACUAGCUUCAACUGUAAAUCUGUUAAACGCUCUUUAGAAUGCGUAAGACACCUGUGUGAAACUUCCGACGUGCUAGCGCUACAGGAGACAUGGCUUCUACCUGAUGACAUAACGUUUUUAGGUGGGAUACAUCAAGACUUCAGCUACACUGGUAAGUCAGCAGUUGAUACAUCGGCCGGUAUACUCACGGGUAGACCCUAUGGUGGCGUGGCGCUCUUGUGGAGAAAUAACGCGUUUGAUUGUGUCAGUGUGAUCGAAUGUAGUAGUGUGCGUCUCACGGCAAUUAAAGUGUUCCAUAGUGACCGAACUUACAUAAUAUUUUCCGUUUAUAUGCCAACGGAUUCAGUAGACAAUUUAAUAGAAUUUACAUCGUGUAUGAGCGAGAUAAGUGCUAUUAUUGAAAAUGAAAAUGUCGACACUGUAUUUGCGUUAGGUGACUUUAAUUCCCAUCCCGGUACAUUAUUUCAUAAUGAACUGAUAAAUUUUUGCACGGAUCAGCAGUUGAUUUGUGUUGAUUUGGAGGUCCUCCCAGCGGACAGCUUUACUUACACUAGUGAUGCGCAUGGUUGUCGGCGCUGGUUGGAUCAUUGCGUUGUAACUGAGGCCGCAAGGCGCUCAGUCAUAGAUUGCAGAGUACUGUAUGAUACUUACUGGUCGGAUCAUGUUCCAUUACUGGUGGAGUGCAAUAUAAACUUAUUGAGAGAAAAGAAUGUAAUAAGUUAUUUCUGUAAUAAUAAAAUAAUUUGGGGUGACAGAAAUAAUAACCAAAUAGAAACUUAUAAAAAAUUGUGUCACUCUAAAUUAAAGGACGUAAAUUUUCCACAAGAAUUUAAAAGUUGUUGUAAUGAUAUAUGUAUAAAUGAUAAUCAUAAAUUAAUUUUAGAUACUAUGUACGGUAAUAUUGUUACUAUUCUUAGAGAAUCAGCGCAAAAUAGUUAUAAUAACAAAAAGAAUAGGAAAUAUGUUGCGGGGUGGAACAAAUAUGUUAGAAGUGCCCACGGGGAGGCUCGACUUGCCUUUCAAACUUGGGUCUUAUACGGUAAGCCAUCUUCGGGUUAUUAUUAUAAUAAAAUGUGUGAAACUAGACGAGAUUUUAAAUCAAAGUUAAAAUGGUGUCAAAAUAACGCAGAACAACUAAAAAUGGACAAGAUCGCAUCAAGUCACUCCCUAAAGAAAUUUAAAGAAUUUUGGAAACUUACGAAUAAGCUGAGUCCCAAGUCAAGCCUUCCCGCUAAUAUUCAGGGUCAAAGCCAGCCUGGAGACAUAGCCAAUCUAUUUAAGGAUCAUUUCAAAGUAGAGUCACCACGCGGUCCGUCUUCGCGAGUAAUCGAUAGUGAACGUCUUGGACGAUCGUGUAUAAGGAUAUCUCCCAAAGAAGUCUCUGAAGUAAUAAAUUCUAUGACUAGGGGCAAAUCACCAGGGCAUGAUGGGCUUAGUAUUGAACAUCUGGUACAUGCUGGUGCCCACCUGCCAAGAGUGUUGGCUAUGUUUCUAAGUUUAUGUAUAGCACAUCAGUAUCUUCCGACUGAUCUCAUGAAGACCAUUGUGGUGCCUAUUCUUAAGAACAGAACGGGAGAUACAUCAGACUUAAAUAAUUACAGGCCAAUCUCACUAGCCACCAUAAUAGCUAAAGUGCUGGACAGUCUCCUUGACAGACAAUUGCGAAAGCAUAUUCAUCUGCAUGAUGCACAAUUUGGUUUCAAACCUGGAUUAUCCACAGAGAGCGCAAUUUUAUGUCUUAAGCAGACUGUAAGGUACUACACAGAUAGAAAAACACCGGUGUAUGCCUGUUUUUUAGAUCUAUCAAAAGCUUUCGAUCUAGUCUCUUAUGAUAUCUUAUGGCGAAAGUUACAGAAGGAGACUAAUUUGCCCCAGGAGAUUAUUUCCGUAUUUAAAUAUUGGUAUAGUAACCAAAUAAACUAUGUUCGAUGGGGUAGUAGCUUUUCUGAGAGGUAUGGGCUGGAGUGUGGAGUCAGACAAGGAGGGUUGAGUUCGCCUACGCUUUUCAACCUAUACAUAAACCAGUUGAUUGUGGAGCUCAGCAGCACUAAAGUCGGUUGUUCUAUAGACGGAAUUUGUAUAAAUAAUAUAAGCUAUGCAGAUGACAUGGUGCUGCUGAGUCCCACGAUAGGUGCACUCAGAAGGCUGCUAGGAAUCUGUGAAUCCUAUGCAAAGACGCAUGGGCUCAAAUAUAAUGUAACAAAGAGCGAGCUUAUGGUUUUUAAUUCAGGCACUAAAAGGCAGCUCACCAUGCCUACUGUUAAACUUUGUGAUAGUCCUUUAAAGAGAGUCGUCAAAUUUAAGUACCUAGGCCACUGGGUAACAGAGGACUUAAAUGAUGACUUAGAUAUAGAAAGGGAACGCAGGGCGUUGGCUGUUCGCUGUAAUAUGCUGGCCCGCAGGUUUGCACGAUGUACUAAAGAAGUAAAAGUAACGCUUUUUAAAGCGUAUUGUCAGUGCUUUUACACAUGCAACUUGUGGGUUAGAUAUACGCAGCGGGCAUACAACGUCCUGCGUGUCCAAUAUAAUAAUGCAUUCAGGGUGCUGUUGGGAUUGCCGCGUUAUUGUAGUGCCUCUGCUAUGUUCGCUGAGGCACACACGGAUGGCUUUCAUGCCAUUAUUCGUAAAAGGUCUGCUUCGUUACUGAGUCGUCUGCGUAACUCAACCAACAGCAUUCUGAACACACUUGCUGAUAGGUGGGACUCGGCCAUUAUGAGGCAUUGGUUGAGUCUACAUGUAAAACUAAAUAAGUGAGAUAUAUGUAAUGUACGCGGGAUGGUUAAUUUGAUAAGUUAAGAAUAUAAAGAAAGAGAACUUAUUUACUAACACUAGUCUUAAGUUUUUUUUUUUUUUUUUUUAUUGUUAUACUAACAUCUCUAUGGACUGAGUCUGAAUAAAAAAAUAUUAUUAUUAUUAUUAUUAU
Molecule: messenger RNA, 3322 nt
Organism: Parnassius mnemosyne (clouded apollo)
Lineage: Eukaryota; Metazoa; Arthropoda; Insecta; Lepidoptera; Papilionidae
Source: the annotation of a GenBank genome assembly